Camelus dromedarius (Arabian camel) is the source of this 11044-nucleotide messenger RNA. RefSeq names its product SEC14 like lipid binding 1 (gene SEC14L1). Lineage: Eukaryota; Metazoa; Chordata; Mammalia; Artiodactyla; Camelidae. Gene Ontology annotation, cellular component: cytosol; cytoplasm. The coding region runs from base 284 to 2488 and encodes 734 amino acids. The record is from RefSeq and is a predicted model, not a curated record. Gene Ontology annotation, molecular function: RIG-I binding. The transcript is spliced from 19 exons. Gene Ontology annotation, biological process: negative regulation of RIG-I signaling pathway.
GGGCCCCUCCUGCUCCCGCCCCCCGGCCCACUCCCCGGAACCGGCCGCCGAGCUGCGGCCGCCGGCAGUGGAACGGCAACGGUACCGCGGAGCUGCCAGCAUGAGCGCCCCCCGCCGCCCCGCGCCCCCGGCCCGGCCCUUCUGACAAGAGACUUUGGGCUCCUUGAGGAUAUUCCAUUUUGUUACUUUUGAAUAUCCUCUCACCAUAUUCAGCAUAAAAUAACAUUCUUAAUGGUUAUCCUCGGCAAGACAGGUGUGAGAGGACUGCUGUUUUAUUGCAAUCAUGGUACAGAAAUACCAGUCACCAGUGAGGGUGUAUAAACACCCCUUUGAGUUAAUUAUGGCUGCCUAUGAAAGGAGAUUCCCCACGUGUCCUUUGAUUCCGAUGUUUGUGGACAGUGACACUGUGAAUGAAUUCAGGAGCGAAGAUGGGGCCAUUCACGUGAUAGAAAGGCGCUGCAAGCUGGACAUCGACGCGCCCAGACUGCUGAAAAAGAUUGCAGGAGUUGAUUAUGUUUAUUUUAUCCAGAAAAACUCACUGAAUUCUCGGGAGCGCACCCUGCACAUCGAGGCCCACAAUGAGACGUUCUCUAGCCGCGUCGUCAUCCGCGAGCACUGCUGCUACAGCGUUCACCCUGAAAACGAAGAUUGGACCUGCUUUGAACAGUCUGCAAGUUUAGAUAUUAAAUCUUUCUUUGGUUUUGAAAGCACAGUGGAAAAAAUUGCGAUGAAACAAUAUACCAGCAACAUUAAAAAAGGAAAAGAAAUAAUUGAGUACUACCUUCGCCAGUUAGAAGAGGAAGGCAUAACGUUUGUGCCCCGCUGGACCCCGCCUGCCGUGGCGCCCUCUUCAGAGACGUCCUCGUCCUGCAAGAAGCAGGCGGCGGCCUUGGCGCUCGCUGUCCCGGACCCUGCGCUGAGGGAGGGGCUGGGCAGCGAGCCCCUCAGCAACCCGGGCGGGGCCCCCGAGCCCGCGGUGGGAACCCCCGACGACAAGCUAGACGCAGACUACAUCAAGAGGUACCUGGGUGACCUGACUCCGCUGCAGGAGAGCUGUCUGAUCCGGCUCCGCCAGUGGCUGCAGGAGACCCACAAGGGCAAGAUCCCAAAAGAUGAGCACAUUCUCCGGUUCUUACGCGCCCGGGACUUCAACAUCGACAAAGCCAGAGAGACCAUGUGCCAGUCGUUGACUUGGCGGAAGCAGCACCAGGUGGACUACAUCCUCGACACCUGGAACCCUCCCCAGGUCCUUCAGGACUACUACGCGGGGGGCUGGCACCAUCACGACAAAGACGGGCGGCCCCUCUACGUGCUCAGGCUGGGGCAGAUGGACACCAAAGGCUUGGUGCGAGCCCUCGGGGAGGAGGCCCUGCUGAGAUACGUUCUCUCCAUAAACGAAGAGGGGCUGAGACGGUGUGAGGAAAACACCAAAGUCUUCGGCCGGCCUAUCAGCUCGUGGACCUGCCUGGUGGACCUGGAGGGGCUGAACAUGCGGCACCUGUGGCGGCCGGGCGUGAAGGCCCUGCUGCGCAUCAUCGAGGUGGUGGAGGCCAACUACCCGGAGACCCUGGGCCGCCUCCUCAUCCUGCGGGCCCCCAGGGUGUUUCCCGUCCUCUGGACGCUGGUUAGCCCGUUCAUUGAUGACAACACCAGAAGGAAGUUCCUUAUUUAUGCAGGAAAUGACUACCAGGGCCCAGGGGGCCUGCUGGACUACAUCGACAGAGAGAUCAUUCCGGACUUCCUGAGUGGGGAGUGCAUGUGUGAAGUCCCAGAGGGGGGCCUGGUGCCCAAAUCUCUGUACAGGACAGCAGAGGAGCUGGAGAACGAAGACCUCAAGCUCUGGACCGAAACCAUCUACCAGUCCGCCAGCGUCUUCAAAGGGGCCCCACACGAGAUUCUCAUUCAGAUAGUGGACGCCUCUUCGGUGAUCACUUGGGAUUUUGACGUGUGCAAAGGAGACAUUGUCUUUAACAUCUACCACUCCAAGAGGUCGCCGCAGCCGCCCAAAAAGGACUCCCUGGGGGCGCACAGCAUCACGUCCCCAGGUGGGAACAACGUGCAGCUCAUCGACAGAGUCUGGCAGCUGGGCCGCGACUACAGCAUGGUGGAGUCGCCCCUCAUCUGCAAGGAGGGGGAGAGCGUGCAGGGCUCCCACGUGACGCGGUGGCCGGGCUUCUACAUCCUGCAGUGGAAGUUCCACAGCAUGCCAGCCUGUGCGGCCACCAGCCUGCCCCGGGUGGACGACGUGCUGGCCUCCCUGCAGGUGUCUUCCCACAAGUGUAAAGUGAUGUACUACACUGAGGUGAUCGGGUCCGAGGAUUUCAGGUGCGGGCUCCCCUCGCACAGCUGGGCCACCACGGGGCCAACAGGGGGCUCCAUGACCAGCCUGGAGUCCAGCCACAGCGGGUUCUCCCAGCUCAGCGCCGCCACCACCUCCUCCAGCCAGUCUCACUCCAGCUCCAUGAUCUCCAGAUGGCGAUUUUGCUGACAGCUGCCAGGAAAACGCUUCACUUGGACAGUCCACAUCAGCCCAGGGAUGUUUGUAGGACUGUUUGAUUGCAGCCACCCCCCUCCCCCAGCCUGAAGAUCUGUUCUUUUUAAGUUGAUUCAGAAGUGGCACUGUUGCUCCCCAAGGAGUUGACUGCGUCCUUGAGAGUUCAAAGCACAUCACUGCACAAAUGCUCACGGGGUUCACUCCUGAGUAACACACCACCCGGUUCUCCUCGUCAGGGGACCGCGGGGCAGGUCGGCUUCGAUGGCAGGGCUCACUGUCUCCCAGCACCCUGCCCUCUUUAAAAUGCUGCUCUCGUUUCACCUUUUUUCAGCACUAAUGAUUCUUUCGGUUUCCCCUCUAUUACUAGUGUCUUAAUUCAUUCUCCUUUCUAAUUUCCUUAUUUACGUAUCAAAUUCUGUACAUGUUUUGUAAACAUAUUACCUCACUCUUGGUAAUACAAUACUGAUAGUCUUUAAAAGAUUUUUUUAUUGUUAUCAAUAAAUGUGAACUGUUUAAAGAAAAGAAUGUCUUUUUCUUCCUGUGACAUGGCAGUCUCCCUCCAAGAGUCUGACGUUCUCAGGAACUUCAGAGGUUGAAGGAGGGGGAGACCAGGGCCGGCGUGCUGGCCCUGCAGAAGUUCGGGACCAGCAGGAGCCUGCGCGGGACCCCUGCGCCCUGUCCCGCAGAGAGAUGGAGGUCGUCAGCUGCAGAGUCAGGAGCGGGCAGGUACUGACAGUCCGCUCGCUCCCCCAGGAGGACGUGCUGCAGUUUUCCUGAAACUCCACAGGGUCAGGCCCAUCUCAGGCACGAUGCCCGAGGCAGCGUUUCUUUAGUAACAAAGUGGAUCCUUCAUCAGUGAGGGCCCAGAGAGAGCAGAAUGGGUGGGUGCGGGCCUUCAGAAACCUGGGCCACCCUACCCCUGGUCCUGCAGUGGGGCCUGCUGGACCGGGGGGGAGGGGCGGUGGGGCGCCCCCCCCCCCCCCCAUCAGGAGCCAUGAGGUCCCUGACUUUCCUAGUUGGCCUCGGUGGGAGUGGCCGAGGGGACUGGCUGGGACGUGGGGUGGGAGCAGGUGAGGCCGGAACGUGCCCUCACACCCUGGCUCGGCCUGGGGUAUGACCUCGUCCCUGGCAGUCAGGACCAGGCACGUGUUUUGGUCCUGCCUCAGCAGCACACAUGACUUGGAUGGCUCAGCCAGCCUGUCACCGAGGGAGGGAAAGGUUUUUCCCACGAAUCCCUUUUGUGCUCUGCCACCUCCUGGUGCCUGUUGUCACAGGUGGCCUUUGGGUUAGCAUCAGACUCUCAUGGUGGCGGCCAGAGCAGCCUAAAAAUCAGAUGAGGUUGUAAGCAUCUGUUACCUGCCGCCCGUCGCUCGACUGACUCAGAGCUGCAGUGGGACAGAAGGUCCAGUCCUCACGGUGGGCAUCAGGUCUUCAUGUUGGCCCCCAACCUGUAACACGUGUUGAUCCGUGAGUAAGUGUGCCGUUCCCUUAGCCCAGAUCCCCAUCAGACGUCAGCAGAGCCCAAACCACAGGCCACCUGUCAGUCCUGGAGCUGUGGCAGGAGUGUUGUCAUUAAAGCGCUGGCAUAAAGCAAAGCAGUGAAUUUUCUUUGAAAAGCGAGAGCCUUGGGAAGCAGGGGAUUGUGGGAGGAUGGUAGUGUCGUCCCCAUGUAAAAACAGAGCAACUGAAACCAACAGACAACUGACUAGGACGCUAAAAAAUGGUUAAAAUGGCAGAGUUGGUUGCAACAUUCUCCGCAGUGUGAAAAAGCCCAUGACAAAAAGUGAAAAACCAUGACACCACUUACAGCAGGUCUGGGUGAUGAGGUGUCCUCAUCAGCCCCAGACAGAGGCACAGACCAGCCAAACUCAUAGGACCCACGUGUUCGACUGUGGGGUCUCCAGUGGACUAGGAGCAGGGUCCGCCAGAGCUUGGAGUGCCCGGUGCGUGGGCCAGCCCGGGGUCACUCCAUCCAGCAGCCAGUGGACGCCAAGGGCUGCUAUAGGGAGGCCCGUGGGGACUGGAGCAGUCGGGCCCCUCUGAACCCCCAAACUGACCCGCCAGGGCUCCCUUCUAGAAAGGACCCUGCACUGAGGGAAAGCCGACCUUGCCUUUGGGUUUGAGAUCCCAGUCAGUCACCGGGACCCUAUUUGACAGCAGCAAACAGAGCAAGUCACGAGCCCGUGGAAAUUCACAUCACUGAGCCUCUGUGCACCAGCCCCAACUGCCCUGUCAAAGUGAGACAGAUGGGGAGAGAGGCCUCUGGGCUAUUUCUGGGAAACAGCCGGGGCAAGUGCCAGGCUGCAGAAAGGGGGACCCUCAGCUCCAUCCGUAGAGCAACCCAGAUUUCCAUGGAAUCGUCUGGCUGCCAAGUCCUGCCCCUUCCCUUUUGCAAGUCUGGUCUACACCUGUGAUCUGAGUCCCCGGUGCUACAGCCAGAGAGAGAAACCCAGCCUCAGCCCCCAAGGUAGAGCCCCUUUCCAGCCGCCAAAGGUGGUCACGGCCCCAUCCAGGGGAUUGCCUCCGCUGACGCCACCUGGUGGCCACGUGGGAGACGCGCAUCCCCAUCGCCCCGCUGGGGUAAUGAUGCCCCUUUCAGCUCUUGUCUGCGGAGCCUGAGCCAAGGCAGGAAACUCUCCAUCCCUCGUGUCCACUGAAGUCUUACCUCGGAAGGGGUGUGACGGUUAAUUUUAUGUGUCAAUCUCACUAGGCCGUGGGGCCCAGAUUUUUGGUUGAACGAAGGUUCUGGGUGUUUUUUUGAUGAGAUUAACAUCUGAAUGGGUAGACUGAAUAAAGCUGGGCCCCAUGCCUACGACGGGACCCAGGGGCUGUGGACGCAGGUGGCACACCCCGGGAGGGCUGCUCCCAGGCCUUCCAGCAUCUUCUCUCCGCCCCCACGUUGGCCUCCGGCUGCUCCCCACGCGUCACCGUCUGUGAGAGGCUCAUCGCAAGGCUUAGGGAGGCACAGCUCACGCACUCAUGGGGCGGGACGUCUUUCCAUGACCAUGACUCCGUCCCUGUCAGGGCCUCGGACAGUGUCUGCCCCAGGACAGACACCCUAAGCUACCUGCGUAGUGAACGUGGAAUGAAUUCCCAUGGGUUCCGGCCUCACUGUGUUAUUCUGACCAUCCCGGGCCGCGCACGUUUGCCUUCCUCCAUGAAACAACGUGAACGAGUAUAUUUUACGGCCGGAGGUAUAAAGAUGGAUGGAAUCUCGACUGGACUCACAUUCAGCAUGAAGACCCCUUCAGCCCUCCGUAUCUGCGGGUUUCUCAUCCGCGGGUUCCACUAGCCGUGCUCUAUCCGAGACGCAGUUGGUCGAAUCUGCGGAUGCGAAACCUGCGGACACAGAGCCUCCGGGUGUCACGCGACCCUGUGAGGGACUCGAGCCUGCGCAGCGUUUGGGCUCCACUGGGGCGCUGUAGCCACCCCCACCCCGGGAUGCCGAGGGACGACUUUGCUCAUAUUUUCUUCUGAUCUUAAAAGAAGUUAAAACAUUUUGGGGGGUCCCCCAAAGGAUCCUGGGCCCUGGGUGCUGGGCCUUCUGGGCCUGGUGGGGAAGGCGGCCCUGGCCCAGCGGCGGCGGGGAGGGCAGGCACCUGCCAGGUUUCCAGACGUCCAGAUCCACCUACUGACAGGUAAACCUUGACCCUGCCGAGUGGCCCUGCGAGGAGGUCCCUGCAGCGCUCCCAGGAGGGCAGGUCGCCCCCUCGAGGCCCUGGGCAUUGGCGUGUGCAUGUGUGCGCGCUGGGCCUGUGUCCACCCUGUGGAGGUCCCUGUGGGGUGCGUGCCCACUGAGCUCUGUGGACCACGCAGGAGAGGCCUGGAGGAGGGGAAGGGGCCCAGAUGGUCAGUGCAUGGCUAUGUGGGGCGGUGGCCCUCAGCUUCCCUGGACCUGGUUUCAGAACCGCUCUCUUCUGACCCACAGGCAGCACGCAAAUGGGAGACCCUUUGUGUUUAGAAGCAAAAUGGGGAACCUCUGAGUUCUGCACGGGAAAUUGAACGAGGACAGGCAUCUCGUGUAAAUCGCUGGACGGGCACCUGCGGCUGCUUUCUCUCUUACUUGCGCUUUGAUUUUGCCAUCGCAGGACUUGGUUGUUAGGGACGAGGACCCGGUACCAAGGAGAUGAGCUGCCUGACGAGUGAUGCCCAGUGUGCUGCCCCCACCACAGAGGCCUGGAGCCAAAUUAAACACGGACUCGAGUCUGCAAGGAAGCAGUUCCCCGGACCACAGUGGAUUCCGUUAGAGCACCGAUUGAUACCCAAGAAUGCCACUGCUGGGUCAUAUGGUAAGUAGUUGCACGUUUGGUUUUUUGCAAGCAACUGCCAAAUGGCUUUCCAGAGAGGCUGCGCUGUUUUCCAUUCCCACCAGCAACGUGUGAGAGGUCCCGUUUCUCCGCAUCCUCGCCCGCAUUCGGUGUUACUGCUGUUGUUAUUGUGGCCGUUCUGAUGGGUGUGGGUGCUGGCUCGCUGUGGCUGUAAUUUGCGUUUCCCUAAGGGCUCAUGAUGUUGGACACCUUUUCAUGUGCUUGUUUGCUAAUUUGUGGAUCUUUUGGUGAAAUGUGUCCUGUCUUUGGCCCAUUUCCUAAUUGGAUUCCGUGUUGUUUUACUGUGGAGUGGACAGUUCUUCAUAGGUUCCAGAUACCAGUCCUCUGCAGGGUGUGUGCUUUGCGACAUACCUGGUUUUACUACGGGAAAGCUAUACCCCUUAUGAGCCCAAACUGGAGACCAUAAAGAUGUAAAUACUUUCACGUCAAUCCCUCUUUUUUUAAAAUUGCAGAACGGGUGUUGUCAGAUGAUGGAAAUACUGUGUUUCCAAAGGCCCUUUAAGCUUCAGGAGGGCCUCGUCCUGUUAGGCAGCCAUGACAAGGUACAGGUGUGGCUGUCCACCAUAUGGGUGGAUACAAAGUCUGUGUUUGAGGGACUCUUUUUUAUCUCCCUUUUUUAUCUUGAGUCAUUUUUCCUUUCUUUUUUUUAAAGUAAUUGGGUUUUAUCAUAAGAAAAUACUUUCUCAUGGUGAAAAUUUCAAACAGAAGAAAAGGGAAUAAAACAGAAAUACAUGUCUCUUCCCAGCACCGUCCUCCUCGCACCGCGUCCUGGCUCCCCGCCAGUGCCCCGCUCUGCUCUCCAGAGGCACCUCCAGUGCCGUUUCCGGUGAUCCUUCCAGACUUGUUCUGGUCACGUGAAAACACACGCACAUGCGUGAUGGUGUGUUUUUCUCUGAGCGCGCUGGCCCCUCGCCUGCCUCCUGCCGCUGUCUCAGAGCUCUUUCCCUGCCAGCACCCGCAGCCCACCCCAGGCUGCCGCCUCCCUGCCUCCUCGGUGCAUUGCUGGGUCGGGCUGCUCACUUUCUUCAGGUCCUCAGGAGUGUACCCUGGCCUUCCUAGGUCACAGAUGAUUGUCCCAGUUCCCCAUGUGUCUUUUCUCCACGUCAGCAUUUAUAGAUGCUCACCACGUGCCUCAGAGGUCCCAGAAGGGGAGGGGACACUGGUGCAUUGAAAAGGGAAGCCCUGCCCUCAGGGGGCGUGCCUGCCAGCUCCUCCGGAGGCCUGAGGGUGCCCAGCCAGGUUCUCCACACCUGUGCAGUUGGCUCGCCCACCUGGCCACACUCCCCUGAGUGCGGAAUGCCUGCGGGGCUGUGCCCCUCCACGGGCCCCGGAGCUGCUUGGGGUCCCUCGAGCCCGAGCCUGCAGCCCUCGCUUCUAGAGGCCUCACUUCUCCCUGUGCGUUCUCCCAGCCCCGGGGCCGGUCCCUGCUGCCUGCAGACAUGGCCCCCUUUUUGCUCUUUGAGCCUCGAAACCUGUGCAGCGACCUUCCUGUGUCAGGUCCCUUUGCUUGAAAUACCUAAGACGACUCUGAUUUUCCAGACUGGCCGGUGGCCAGGGUUCUGUCUCAGGUGGUGACCUGUGCCACCAGCUGACCAGCCCUGGGAGGGGGCAGGAGCGAUGGGGUGGGCAUGGGAGGCUGUACUCCUCCACAGGGUGGUCAGGAGAGGCCUCGCCCAAGGGGGUCACUCUAGCAGAUGUCCAGGAGAACAUUCCAGAAGGAGAGAGGAUCUAGGGCAAAGGUCAUGAGACAGGAGUAUGUUCGGUGUUCGAGACACAGCAGCAAAGCCAGUGUAGCUGGGAGAGUGAGCAGAAGAGGAGGAGGCUGGGCUGUGGCAGAGACAGUGCCAGUCCCCAGACAUCCACCCACUCCUGCCUGUGGCUCCCAGCCCCACUGCGGCCACGAGGACCGUGUGGUCAGCCAGGCCAGAAGGCUGUGAGUAGCAGGAAUGUGUGUCACUUCUGAGUGGAAACAUAUCCAAGGAAGCCUGGAUCCCUGUGUCACUGUGUGGAGUGGAUGCCGCCUGCCUCUCACUGGACUUGGUGUGAGUGGGAGUAAAUCUGUGCUGCGUGACAUCUCUGUGAUGUCAGGGUUUAUUUGUCACCACUGCAGGAAGGAGCUCGUCCUGACAAAUACAGGGAUGAAAAGGCAGGGAGGAGGGUGGCUAGGUCCCAAAAGGCCAUAUAGGUCCUGUGAGGCCACCAGCUUUUUGGCUUAAGCUCUGAGUGAGGCGGGAGCAGCUGUCUUCUGUUUGUCAUUUGGCCUUGACUUUUUUGUUUUGUUUACUUUUGAACAGAAAAUUUUAAUCUUAUGAGGUCGAAUCUGUUAUCUUUUCCUUAAUCACUUCCUGGGUUUGCAUCUUGCAAAGGACUUCCCCACAUUAAAUUCUCCUACGUAUCCUUCGGUACUUUCAUGGUUUAAUUUUGUUUACAUUUAAAUCUCUGAGACAGACUUCUGUGUCAAAGAGUAACGUAGUGACUUUUAAUUCCUCCUAAAUCGUUUUCUUGAUCCUUGGCUGCAGGACCAAGCUUGUUUCCAGCUCCUUGAAACACUCAAGGGAAGUCCUUUAGGGGCUGGUUCUGGGUCGAGGGUGGGAAGGGUGUGGAGGGAGGCCGACAGAGGCCGGUCCCCAGGGAGGGCCAGGGCCAGCUGGGCAGCUGCCUGUGGACGAUCGGACAGUUGUCAGUGUUGAAAAAUCGCGGCACUGAGGCCAGUUGGCUCAGGUGUUCACCCCAACAUGGUCCACGCCCGCCGGCCGCGGCGGGGAGCGCCCUCGCGUGGACACAGGGCCUCGGCCGCCCCAGGCUAGCGGCCGGGUGACCAACUGGCCGUCCAACCGGCCGUCCUCCCAGAACAAGUGAUUUCUUCUAUUGCCUCAUUUUAAAACACUUCAGCGAGCCUCCCAGGAAGCUAUCUGAUUUGGAAAAAUCCCACGAGAAAGCUGAAGAGACGGCUGGGGAAAGCUUUGUCCUGCUCUGCCCUGGUGCCCCAGCUCUGCUCUGCUGGGGGUGGGUUGAGGCCCCUGGAGUGGGUGGCCGUUUGCUGGGGGGGGGUCUGAUCCCCAGUACAGAUCUGAAAGAGGCACGUGGGUUUUUAUUAAAGAACAUAAAGACUGUUGGCCUCUCUGCCUCUGGAAAGAGUCAGUGAACAUUUAUCAGGGUAAAUGGGCUCCUGCCUGUCCCCGAAGCUAUUAGGAAAUGAACAAGCGAAGAUAAGAUGGAAGCUAGAGGGUGGGUCCGGGCCUCAGUCACCCCGCACUCGGGAGAGCCCCAAGUCCCCUGGGUUCACUGUGACGAGCUCCAGGCUCAGCUGCCAGCCCCUCAUAUCUUCUCUGCUGUUCCCAGAGCAGAAGGAAGCGUCUGAGGGAGUCCCAUGGGAAUGUCACUGGGUUCCCCGAAAAGCCUCCCGAACAGGGGAGAACUGGACAGUGGGUCCUCUCCUCCUCCCCAUUCAAGGCCUACCCGGCCAGGGCCGGCUCCGGCUGCGGUCCUGUCCUGCCAUCCGGACAGCCGGCAUCAACUUUGGCCCAGCUGACACUCCAGGUGGGGUCAUUCUUUGCGGUGGGGGUGGUCCGGUCUAUCGUAGGAUGUUUAGCAUCAUCCCUGGCCUCUGCCUUCCAGAUGCCUGUAGCCACCCCCAGAUGCAGCAACUAACAGUGUCUCCAGACAUUGUCCUCUGUCCCCUGUGGAGGAGGGGGGCAAAAAUCAUCCCCUGUUGAGAAUCCCUGUUCUAACCGAACACUUUAUGACUGGAGGGAAGAAACAGAGGUCCAGAGAGGUUAGGACAUUUGCUUAGAGGUAAUGGUGAGUCGUGGAGGCGGAGGUGGAGCUCGGCUCCUGGCUCUGGGCCCUCAAACUGGUACCCUGUCCAUUGCACUCGCAGCAGCCGAUGUGAGAAGCGUGAUUUUAAUGACGGGUAUGGAACUCGAAUUCCUCCAGGGCCCAGUUCUGCUCAGCUUCCUGGAGCGCCAGCAUGGUCAGCGUCAUCAGUAAACACACUCCGAGGACGCCAAGGGCAUGACGUGGUGCUCUUGUGAAACACGCAGACUCCAGUCUGCCCAAUAAACACCUUCCCAGUCGAUCAGACCAGAUUUUUUAAGAUGUGUUCUGGGAAAAGGCUGUUGAAAGGAACCUGCAGCAAUAAUCCGUUCGUCAUGCCAGACUCCCCUUGUGAUUACUUCCUGAUUUUUCUGUUUCAUAAAUGAAAUUAGACAUGGUGUGGAAA